Molecule: messenger RNA, 1939 nt
Organism: Erinaceus europaeus (western European hedgehog)
Lineage: Eukaryota; Metazoa; Chordata; Mammalia; Eulipotyphla; Erinaceidae
Gene: STXBP2
Product: syntaxin binding protein 2
Exons: 19
Coding region: 72-1853 (593 amino acids)
Biological process (GO): neurotransmitter secretion; intracellular protein transport; vesicle-mediated transport
Cellular component (GO): secretory granule; plasma membrane
Molecular function (GO): syntaxin-3 binding
Source: RefSeq, a predicted model, not a curated record
GUGGCCGCACGCGCUGGCCACGCCCCCACCUUGAGCCCAACCCGGAAGCGGCGGCGGCGCCCCUGGGGAAGAUGGCGCCCUCGGGGCUGAAGGCGGUGGUGGGAGAGAAGAUUCUGAGUGGGGUCAUCCGGAGCGUCAAAAAAGACGGAGAAUGGAAGGUGUUGAUCAUGGACCAUCCCAGCAUGCGGAUCCUCUCCUCCUGCUGCAAGAUGUCGGACAUCCUGGCCGAGGGCAUCACUAUUGUCGAGGACAUUAACAAGCGCCGGGAACCCAUCCCCAGCCUGGAAGCCAUAUAUCUGCUAAGUCCUACGGAGAAGUCCGUGCAGGCGCUGAUCGCAGAUUUCCGGGGGACCCCGACUUACACUUACAAAGCAGCCCAUGUCUUCUUCACGGACACCUGCCCCGAACCUCUGUUCAGCGAGCUGGGUCGCUCUCGUUUGGCCAAAGUCAUCAAAACCUUGAAAGAGAUUCAUCUCGCCUUCCUCCCCUACGAGGCCCAGGUGUUCUCCCUGGACGCCCCCCACAGCACCUACAACCUCUACUGCCCCUUCCGGGCGGAGGAUAGGUCGCGACAGCUCGAGGUCCUGGCCCAGCAGAUCGCCACCCUCUGCGCCACCCUGCAGGAGUACCCCGCCAUCCGCUACCACAAGGGCGCGGAAGACACGGCCCAGCUGGCCCACGCCGUGCUGGCCAAACUGAACGCCUUCAAGGCAGACACCCCCAGUCUGGGCGAGGGUCCGGAAAAAACUCGCUCACAGCUGCUCAUCAUGGACCGGGCAGCCGACCCCGUAUCCCCGCUUCUGCACGAACUCACCUUCCAAGCCAUGGCUUACGACCUUCUGGGCAUCGAGCAGGACACAUAUAAGUACGAAACCACAGGGUUGAGCGAGUCCCGGGAGAAGGCGGUUCUUCUGGACGAAGACGAUGAGUUGUGGAUGGAACUGCGACAUAUGCACAUUGCCGAUGUGUCCAAGAAGGUCACGGACCUUCUGAAGACCUUCUGUGAGAGCAAGCGGCUGACCACCGACAAGGCCAACAUCAAAGACCUGUCCCACAUCUUGAAAAAGAUGCCACAGUACCAAAAGGAAUUGAACAAAUAUUCCACGCACCUGCACUUAGCAGAUGACUGCAUGAAGCGUUUCAAGGGCACUGUGGAGAAGCUGUGCGGAGUGGAGCAGGACCUGGCCAUGGGCUCUGACGCUGAGGGCGAGAAGCUCAAAGACGCCAUGAAGCUGAUAGUCCCAGUUCUCCUGGACGCUGCUGUGCCCGCCUACGACAAGAUCCGGGUCCUUCUGCUUUACAUCCUGCUACGGAACGGUGUGAGCGAGGAGAACCUGGCCAAACUCAUCCAACACGCCAACGUGCAGGCCCACAGCGGCCUCGUCCGCAACCUGGAACUCUUGGGGGGCACCGUGACCAACCUCGGGGGCUCCGGGACCUCGAGCCGGCUGGAAAGGAGGCAGCGGACAGAACCCACGUAUCAGUUGUCCCGCUGGACCCCACUCAUCAAGGACGUGAUAGAGGAUGCCACAGACGACCGUCUGGAUCGCAGACAGUGGCCUUUUGUGUCUGACCCGGCCCCCUCAUCCAGCUCCCAGGCGGCUGUCAGCGCCCGCUUUGGCCACUGGCACAAGAACAAGGCGGGAAUAGAGACGCGGGCGGGGCCGCGGCUUAUUGUCUUCAUCCUGGGGGGUGUCGCCAUGUCUGAGAUGCGGGCGGCCUACGAGGUCACCAGGGCCACCGAGGGCAAGUGGGAGGUGCUGAUCGGGUCUUCACACAUCCUCACCCCCAACCGCUUCUUGGACGACCUCAAGACCUUGGAUCAGAAACUGGAGAACAUAGCCCUGCCCUGAACCCCCAAGCCCCCAAAGGCCUCUCCUCUACCGGCAACCCCUCCCCCCCUCUUUCCCAGAAUAAUAAACGCUCCCCUUUCUCUCUG